AACAAGAUCUAUUUCGGAGGAGCAUCUCUUCAGCUGCUUAUUUUUCGGCUUCAAACAAAACUGCUUUAGGAACUUGUUGUCCUGCCUUGUCUCAGACGGAAAUAUGGCCAGUGGUGUACUGCAAAUCGUUGGAUUGGUAGUUGGAGGCAUUGGCUUAGCUGGGACUUUUGCAGUGACUGGCAUGCCUCAGUGGAGAGUAACUGCCUUCAUUGAAAACAACAUUAUAGUAUUUGAGACCAUUUGGGAAGGACUAUGGAUGCACUGCAUCAGACAAGCCAACAUCAGGAUGCAGUGCAAAGUCUACGACUCCCUCUUGGCACUUUCACCUGAUCUACAGGCAUCCAGAGGACUGAUGUGCUCUGCUUCAGCACUCUCAUUUCUUGCUUUUAUGAUAGCCAUUAUGGGCAUGAAGUGCACUCAGUGCACUGGGAACAACGAGCGAAUCAAGGGUCACGUUCUGCUGGCAGCUGGAGUUCUCUUCAUCCUAUCUGGUAUUGUUGUGUUCAUCCCAGUGUGUUGGGUUGCCAAUACCAUCAUCAGAGACUUCUAUAAUCCAGUUGUCAACGUAGCACAAAAACGAGAACUUGGGGAGGCCCUCUACAUAGGCUGGGUAUCCGCAUUCUGUCUCAUCGCCGGGGGAGCAAUAUUCUGUUGCUUCUGCCGUUGUAAUGAGAAAACCAGAAACUACAGGUUCUCAGCGCCUUCACAUCAUACAUCUUACAAAACUCAUCAUAUGCAAAGGAAAACUGAAAGCUCAUAUUCCAAAAGUCAGUAUGUCUAGUUGCUUCUUGGUCUUUUAGCUCAGCAAGUCAGUCUUUGUGAACGGACUUCAAUGUUCACACUGAACUACAAGUAGGUCAGAGGAAACUUUAUUUGUAUUUCAUACCUUAACUACAGUAGCCAUCCUUAAAUUCAUGGACUAUAGUUAAAUCUAUUAACUCAAUCAUGGCUAAUACUGCAACACGGACAACGUAUUAUGAAGUUUUAUCACAGGAGAAAAAAAAUUACACCUUUAUCUUUUUAGAUGUUUUAAAGUUUCAAUUUGCUUUAAAAAUAUUUAGCAUCCAUAUAAAAGCAAAAUGUUUAAUUUCUUUUUAAUAGUUUUUUGGAACAGUUUUUGGGUUUAUUUGGGGGCUGUGUUUCAUACGGCAAAUAUUACAAAUGGGCUGAAAAUGUAUUUUAUAUCACAAUAGAAUCAGAUUGAUUGCUGGGAAGAAAUGGAGCAAACCAAUUUUUUCUGGGCAUAGGGUGAUAAGACUGAAUAAGGAUAAUAAAGUACUUGUUUAAAAGAACAAUAGCUAAGGGAUCAAUACAUUGUAAAUGAAGGGUACUGUGAAGGAUUAGCUCGGCAUUGAGAGGGAGGCCAAAAUGUUUGAAAAAUGUCCCUUAUUUCAGAAUGAAAGUUUCAGGGUAGACACACUGCUCUAUAUUUACCUAGAAAUAUUUUUACUGUAAAUUGAUAUCUAUUUUGAGAUGGUGAAAGGUCUGACUGGUUUGUUUUUAAAAGCGACAGUAUUCUACAAUGAUGCCUCUAAGCACUGCAAUGUACAACAUGGUUAUAACAGUGUUCUGGAUCUUUACUGUACAAUACAGUCUUUUUUUUUUAAAAUAUGGGUAUUUAAUACAGCCCUCAGACUGCAGUGACUCCCGUGUGGGAAGACUCCUUCAUCUGCACCAAGUCCCACUGAUUUCAAUGCAGAGGUCUGCCCAUGUGCAAUUUAGUGCAGAACUAGGGCCUGAAGGGGUAAAAAAGCAGGAUGUUUCAGUGUUUUAGUCACUGCUCAUUUGCAAAAUGCAAACAAGAUUUCUAAUAAUGUGACUGUGUACCCCCCUUAUGGAAAAUAAGGGAAUAGAAACUACACAGGGUCUACAGAAGUUACUCUAAAAUGUAGAUGUUUUUAACCAGCAGAGAAGGUGAUCUCCUGGCCCCACUGAAAUUAGUGGGAUGUUUAUCUUUGACUAUAGUGGGACCAGAAUUUUGCCUGUGGAAUUUAACAGAGUGUGAGAUCCCUGUUUUACAAUUUGGAUUGGUUUAAAUAGUCUGUGGAAAGGUUAUAAUGCAAUCCUGUUUGUAUUAUCGUGCUCUACCCUUAGGAUAUUUCUAGCUGAAAAAUAUCAGGCACCAAAUUCUUCUUUAAGGUGCAACUUCCAUUGAGCUAAAGAAAUCAAAAUCCUCAUACUGGUUUAGAAUUGUCUAUUUACAGUUUUAGGUUAUGUUUUUAAAGCUAUGUCUAAAUACACAUAUUUCUAUUUUGCCUCAUUAUUUUUAAAGGUGAUUCCUGGCUAUGUACAUACAUAAUGUGCGCAAUACAUAUGUUAUACUGCACAGCUUGCCUGUAUUUCUAUUACACAGUUUUGUUUAUCUUUUAUAUUUGCAAUCCUUCUAUUAUUUGUGGGAGAGGGCUGUUGUGCUGAUUUAUUGCACUAGGUGAAUGGUUGUUCCCUGCAGAAUGUAUAGCUUCAAACUUCCAUUUAUUUUGUCAAAAAGUAUUAUGUCUUUGUGUUUGCACCUUGUUCUUAUACUUUCACUCAUUCUGUUUCAUGGGUUGUAACAAUGAGCAUAAUAAAAUCAUUUGUUGAGUUCA
Malaclemys terrapin pileata is the source of this 2585-nucleotide messenger RNA. It is a transcript of the gene CLDN8, whose product is annotated as claudin 8. The record is from RefSeq and is a predicted model, not a curated record. NCBI's taxonomy places the organism in Eukaryota, Metazoa, Chordata, Testudines, Emydidae. Gene Ontology annotation, cellular component: plasma membrane; bicellular tight junction. Gene Ontology annotation, biological process: bicellular tight junction assembly; cell adhesion. Gene Ontology annotation, molecular function: structural molecule activity. The transcript has a single exon. The coding region runs from base 104 to 781 and encodes 225 amino acids.